AUGAAUGGCAGCGGCCAACACCGACCGAAGGGCGCAUGGAGUCAUCGCAAGGGCGAGUACGACCGAGGCCGGAGCUAUAAUAUUACCAUGGCUAUUAUUAAUGCACUCUCACGUACAUCCACGUACGAGUUAUUACCGGACGGGCCCAACACAUGCAGUGUUAGCGGGACCCCGACCGAACGUUCCGCGGAUCGUCAGGGUGCUCACCGUUAUUACAAAGGCGACCCCUACUUCUCCGGCUUUUCUUUCAUCUCUUCAUCUCCAUUCGCAUUGGGAUUCGGAGCAUCAGACGCGUUGAUUCUGACUUGCGAAUUAUUUGUGACAACUCGGGUCCGUUGGGCAAGAAUUGUCUUCACAGCACUUGACGCAUUGUUCACCAUCGAAAGGGGAAGCCAUUUCCGAUCCAGACGUCUUGCCGCUUGUGAGGGCAGCUUUUGUGUCGUCAUGUCCGACAAGAGCAGCGAUGUGGAAGCAUGUCCGGGGGCCGUGGGAUCUUCCGGGGGCGAGACGAAGCAAGAGCAGAGGCAGAGUCGACUGGUGCGAACGAAGAGCGCUGCGAGUUGGAAGGAUCCGGGGCCUCCCCCUGAUGGCGGAGUCCGCGCGUGGACCCAAGUUCUGGUAGGGCAUCUGAUCAUCAUGAACACCUGGGGUAACAUCAACUCGUUUGGCAUCUAUGAGACGUACUAUGUCGACUUCCUCGGCCGCUCCCACGCGGAUGUGUCGUGGAUCGGAAGCGUCCAGGUCUUCCUCGUCUUCUUCAUCGGCACGUUCUCAGGUCGCCUCACCGAUGCCGGAUACUUUCGUCCCGUCUUCCUGUUCGGGACGACCUUGACGCUGCUCGGCAUGUUCAUGGCCUCGCUGUCGUCGCAGUACUGGCAGCUGUUUCUGGCGCAAGGCAUCUGCGUCGGUCUCGGCGCAGGGUGCCUGUUCUGUCCAGCGCUGGCCAUCGUAUCGACGUACUUUUCCAAACGAAAAAUGCUCGCCAUUGGCAUUUGCGCGUGCGGAAGCGCCACGGGUGGAUUGGUCUAUCCGGCAAUGUUUCAACAGCUGAUUCCCGUUCUUGGCUACGGAUGGACGAUGAGAGCGUUGGCGUUUACCACAAUGGCCUGCCUGAUCGUCUCCAACAUCCUCGCGAGACCGAGACUGCCGCCUUACAGCACAGGGCCCAUCGUCGACCUCGUGGCCUUUACGGAAGCGUCGUACGCCCUGUUUGCGAUUGGCAUCUUUCUCGUCUUUUGGGGCGUCUACUUUGCCUUUUACUAUGUCAGCUCGUUCGGCGUCGACAUCAUCGGCAUACCUCAGAACGAAUCCUUUAAUCUUUUCCUGGUCCUCAACGGCGUCGGAAUCAUUGGCCGCACGCUUCCGGCCUACCUAGCCGACCGCUACGCCGGCCCCAUGAAUAUUCUCCUCAUGGUCACCGUCGCCUCCAUCAUUUGCGCCUGGGCCAUGAUGGGCGUUACGACCCGGGGCGGGCUCUACGCGUGGACCGUGGUGUACGGCAUCGUUGGCAAUGCUCUUCAAGCCAUGUUUCCGGCCACGCUGAGUAGCCUGACGACGGAUUUGAAGAAGUCGGGCGUCAGAAUGGGCAUGAUUUUUACGAUUGUCAGCUUCUCCGUCCUCACCGGUCCUCCAAUCGCCGGUCUGUUGAUCACAAGGAACGAUGGGCGCUACCUAUAUGCGCAAGCUUUCGCGGCGGCGUCGAUGGUGAACCUGUUGCGGCAGGCCGCUCGGCCUGUCUCGCGCUCCCCUCGGCAGCCUCUGGGCUUCCUUCAGCUGCGCCUGUUGUCGGAUCAGACGCGCGGCGCCAUCGACAAGGCCAUCGCAUCUGCACCCGUCGUCCUCUUCAUGAAGGGCACGCCCGAGAUGCCCCAAUGCGGCUUCUCCCGUGGCGUCAUCCAGAUCCUUGGCCUGCAGGGCGUCAACCCGCACAAGUUUGCCGCCUUCAACGUCCUCGACGACGCCGAGCUCCGACAGGGCAUCAAGGAAUACUCGGAUUGGCCCACGAUACCCCAGCUUUACGUCGAAAACGAGUUCAUCGGGGGUGCCGACAUCGUCCAGAACUUGUUCAAGACCGGCGACCUCGGCAAGAUGUUCGAGGACAAGGGACUUCUGGUGGAGGAGGCGGAGCAGCAGCAGCAACAGCCGUAG
Drechmeria coniospora is the source of this 2148-nucleotide messenger RNA. RefSeq lists its product as uncharacterized. Gene Ontology annotation, cellular component: fungal-type vacuole membrane. Gene Ontology annotation, biological process: transmembrane transport. NCBI's taxonomy places the organism in Eukaryota, Fungi, Ascomycota, Sordariomycetes, Hypocreales, Ophiocordycipitaceae. The record is from RefSeq and is a predicted model, not a curated record. The transcript is spliced from 6 exons. Bases 1 to 2148 code for a protein of 715 amino acids. Gene Ontology annotation, molecular function: transmembrane transporter activity.